Molecule: messenger RNA, 3998 nt
Organism: Schistocerca serialis cubense
Lineage: Eukaryota; Metazoa; Arthropoda; Insecta; Orthoptera; Acrididae
Gene: CalpC
Product: calpain-C
Exons: 18
Coding region: 188-2158 (656 amino acids)
Biological process (GO): proteolysis
Cellular component (GO): cytoplasm
Molecular function (GO): calcium-dependent cysteine-type endopeptidase activity; calcium ion binding
Source: RefSeq, a predicted model, not a curated record
UCUGCAGUCUGUUCUGCGCGUCCGUGGCGAUGGUUUCGAAGGCGGCCUUAGGCCGUCACGCGUGUGCGUGCUGAGACUGCGUCUGUGCGCAAGCUGUCAAAGUUCCGUGGGCGCGACCUACCUUCCACGAACAAGCCGCUACCGUCGACUUUACUCGCCAGUUGAAAGGAUUGCACCGAAACAGGCCAUGACGGACUACGAGCGCAUCAAGCGGUCGUGCCUGAAGCGCGGCGAACUGUGGGAGGACCCAGACUUCCCGGCGACGCAGUCCUCCGUCUUCUACCACCAGACGCCGCCCUUCCAGUUCGUGUGGAAGAGGCCCAAGGAGCUGUCUCCCAGGCCCGUUUUCGUGCACGACGCACCUGCGCAGUUCGAUAUCGUUCCCGGCAAAAUGGGGGACCGGUGGCUGGUGUCGUGCCUGGGCGUGCUGUACCUGAGCAAGGGCCUGUUCUACCGCGUGGUGCCGGCCGACCAGACGUUCGAGCAGUACGCGGGCGUGUUCCGCUUCCGGCUGUGGUGGUGCGGCGAGUGGCUGGAGGUGCUCGUCGACGACCGCCUGCCCACCGUGCACGGCCGCCUCGCCUUCCUGCAGGCGCAGCACUCCGACCAGUUCUGGCCCGGCCUGCUCGAGAAGGCCUACGCCAAACUGCACGGGUCGUACGAGGCGCUCAAGUACGGCACUCUGCUGGACGGCCUGGCCGACCUGACGGGCGGCAUCACCGAGAGCGUCGGCCUGCGCCAGGACGCCACCACGUGCGGCCGCGUGCUCGCCAAGCUGCUCGACAUGACCUCGCUCGUCACCUGCACCGUGCAGCCCGCCACCACGCAGGUCCGGAAUCAAGUUGAAAAGCUUGCAAAUGGAAUACACAUUGGGACCAAUUACCGCUUAUAUGCCAUCGAAAGGGUUGAAACUUUUAAUGGGGAACCAGUGCAACUAGUCCGCCUGCGUAAUCCCUUGGGUCCUGGUGGGGAGUAUGUGGGUGCAUGGGCCAGGGAUUCACCAGAAUGGGAUGAGGUACCACCCAGUGAGAAAGAGCGUCUCAAUGUGCGGCACAUGGGAGAAGGUGAAUUCUGGAUAUCCUAUUCAGAUUUUGUGAAGACAUUUACACACCUGGAGGUUGUCCAUUUGGACAGUGAUACAAGUCGAGAUGAGCCAUCACUUCAUCAUAAAAACACAUGGCAAAUGCGACUUUAUCAGGGCUCUUGGAGGAGAGGAGUAACUGCUGGUGGUUGCCGAAAUAAUCCUGACACUUUCCACAUAAAUCCGCAGUUACAUCUCAUACUGAGUGAGAUGGAAGAAGUUAUAAUUUCUUUGAAUCAACACAGUAUAAUGGAACCAAAGGUCAUAGGAUUUACAGCAUACUCAUUACCAAAAAACAGCACUGAAACUAUUGGGAAGACAUUUUUUAAGAAAAAUAAAUCCCUUGUGAACUCCCAGUAUACAAAUAGCAGACAGGUCAGCCACAGAUGUCAGCUUGAGCAGGGUGGUUAUCUUGUAUUACCAACUACUUUUGAACCAAGUCAAGAGUCAAGCUUCACACUAAGGGUUUAUUCCAGCAAACCACUGAAAUUAAAGUUGUUGGACAUUCACCCAUCAUUAGUUAAGUCAGCAAUUAUCAAGGCACCACCCUUACUGGAUGGAAAAAGUUUCAGCCAAUAUGAAGCUGUCUUUCUUCAGUUGGCUGAUGAGCAUCGGACUGUUAAUGCAUUUGAAUUACAAGAGCUGUUAGAUGCUUGCUUACCAAAUGAUUACAUCAAGAGCUGUGCUUGUAUGGAAGUAUGCAGACAAGUGGUUCUUACACUAGAUACAUCGGGUAGUGGAAGAUUAAAAUUCAAUGAUUUUAAAGAUCUCAUGUGCAGCUUAAAAUACUGGCAGAUAGCCUUUAAGAACCACACAAAGGAAAAAACUGGAAUAUUAAAGGCAGAAAGGCUAAGAGAUGCCCUUUUGGAAGUUGGAUUCCAACUUAACACAGAUGUUCUAUCAAUCUUAAUUCUUCGCUACAUGAGAAAGGAUGGAACUUUGCGAUUUGGUGAUUUUGUGUCUGCUAUUCUUCAUCUCACUGUGGCAUUUAAUGUUUUUGAAUCAAAGGAUCCUUUGCAGAAUGGAAGUAUUAAACUAAGCCUUGCAGAGUGGCUGAAGACAUCUUUAAUGUGCUAACACACAGGAAGCUGCACUAUCAUCUUGCUCAAUAAAAUUGACCAUGACGUGUGAAUUCUGUAGUCUUGUCCUUAGCUAGACUGAGCUUAGAGCUCAUUGUUAUAGUUAGGUCAGCUGAAACUGAUUGUGAUUAUUUUGAAAGUUCAGAUAUCUAUAUUUGUACAUAUUUUUUACAACAGUGUAUGUAUAUUUUUUAGUAAUUGUACAUAUACAGUCAUAAACAUGUGUGUGUGUGUGUGUGUGUGUGUGUGUGUGUGUAUAUACAUAUACAUUUUCCUCAAUUUGUCAGUUUUUGUUGUAAUUCUUGAUUAGCAAGAGUACUUCUCUUAUACUUAAAUUUAUUUUCUUCUUUUGACCAUUAGUAGAACUUCUCCAUAGAGAUAUGGCUUUAAAAUAAAAAGAUCAGGUACUUCAAACUAUAUUCCAUGCUUCUUUCAUAGUUGUGAGGACUAGAACACACAGUUCUGAAGAUAGUACUAAAUUUUUAGAACGCGUAACAGUGUCUUGUGCAAUAACAUGCACCCUAUCUCUUUUUCACACCCACCUGCUUCCCCAGUCACUGGUGACUCCCCUUUCUUUUUUUAUAUCAUUACAUUUUCGCUACAAAUUCUGUAAAUUGCAAUAAUAAAUUAAGUAGAUAUUGUAUUCUCCUUGAAUCAACCUAUUUGUAACAAAUCAGAAACAGCUCCUUUAGUUUUAUUAGCAGUAAUUCUUCCACAAAUAUGCUACGCAAGUAGUGCAGUAUAUGAAACAUAUGAGUCAGUUAAAUCAGAUGAUAGACUACCAAGAUAGAUUUGUUUUAGUUUUUGACUUGGUUUACUAAAAUUUGUUAUUGCAAUCUUUCUUCUUACUUUUUCCACUUUCAGUUUUCCCCAUCCUUACAGCUGUGUACUCACCUGUUACCAGUAUCAUAUACAUAUGUUUUUUUAGCUAAUUAUUUAUGUCUUUGCCAGUCUGUGAGCAUCAUGUAGGCCUAUUUCAUGUUUCAUUUUCAUUGUAUGUAUCUACUCAUCUCCUGAUUUCUUGAAUGCUAUAAUCUUUAACAUGCUUUAUAGAUACUUCAUUUGUUUCUGUAUUUCUUACAGAAAUGGAUUUGAUUUUAAAAGGUGCAACCAUGUGAUAUUGACUGACAUUUUGCCUCAUUUAGUAAUUGAUAUGGUGUCAUGUUUAGCAAUAUCAUUGUGGUUAUUUAUGUUAAUAUCACUUGGGAUAUGCACACUGAAGAAAUUCCCAAAAGAUACCUUCACGUAAACAAUAAGCACACAAAUGUAAAAUAAAAUCAUGCUGAGAAUGUUUGAUUCCUGUUCUAAGAAGUGUUAUGGUGACUCUAUAGAAUAAAAUUACUAUUAUAUAUCCAGAGAACAGCAGUGUAUUCUAUGUUUAAAUCCUCCAUUGAGCACUAGAUCAGGGAAAGAGAGAAGACCUUGAGCUACUGACAAGGCAUUUUUGAGCACAUUAUCUUCCUUUUCUCUGAACAACAAAUAUAAAGUACCUCAUUAAUCAAGCAUUAUGUACCAUUUGUAUAAUUAACAUUCCAAUAAAUUGUAAAGUGCUGUUAAAAAGUGCAGUAUGUUAUCGUGGAUAGCCACCUUGAAAUCUAACUUUUUCAGUCCUUGGUACCACAAUUUAUAAAUGUACAAAACUCAUUAUGAGAUACGAUGUACAAAUUUUAUGUGAUUUAUAUUUUUUUAUGUAACUUGUGAUUUUCACUAAUAACUAAGUGUAGAAUAUGUAAAAACAUAAAGUUUGUAUUAUAUUUUAUACAGAAUAUUUUUGCAUAAAUUUGUAAAUAAUGUGUUAUGCCUUUGAAAUUAAUUUGUAAAUAAAAUAAUAAAAGACA